Molecule: messenger RNA, 645 nt
Organism: Oikopleura dioica
Lineage: Eukaryota; Metazoa; Chordata; Appendicularia; Copelata; Oikopleuridae
Source: the annotation of a GenBank genome assembly
AUGAAAAUAGCCAGAGAGUUUGUAGUUUCCAAAGCAAUUGCUGGAGUCUGCCAGCGUUUGGACCAGCCUCGCUAUGGGAGAUACUGUCAUGCUGUAACUGAGAAGAUGGUGAAGCUCACAAAAGAGAAAUGGACAGUCUGUCUUGAUUGCUUUAACGAAUACUACCCCGACUCUCAGCAUCAACUAGUUCUUUCUGAUGCGAAGCUCAGAUGCCCAGCUCAUAAAUGUGGUGUCGAGAAUCUUUCUCCUCGAGAAUUUAUCAUCGGAAAAUGCUGCGAUGAUGCCAAGAAAAUGCGUGGAAAAGACAAAGGCACUCACGCUUUGAUUCUCGAGCAAAUUGAUGAAUUGAAGCCGGACAUCGAAUUCCUUCAAGCUGAGCUCAAAAAAGCCCAGGCUGAUCUCGACAGCAUGAAGGCCUCACUCAAAGAUGUGCACGCCGAAACAGAAGAAAAACUUGGAAUCACAGAUGAAAAGCGCUCUUCCUGCAAGGUCUGUCUCGAAGUCUACAACGGCACCAUUCGUCAGGAAUGCGCCCUCCAAUGCGGCCAUCGCUCCUGCUUCCGAUGCUUGAACUCUCUUCCACGAAAGAUCUGCCCAAUCUGCCGAAAAGCGUUCACCGCUGAGCAAAUCCUCAAGCUCUUCUGA